Suillus clintonianus is the source of this 1677-nucleotide messenger RNA. RefSeq lists its product as uncharacterized. The coding region runs from base 90 to 1517 and encodes 475 amino acids. The transcript is spliced from 11 exons. The record is from RefSeq and is a predicted model, not a curated record. Lineage: Eukaryota; Fungi; Basidiomycota; Agaricomycetes; Boletales; Suillaceae.
GUUUGUGCUCUGUCACGUUUUAUAAGCACACUAUUUGCCCGAUCUAAUUAGCUAUAGCAGCUGGUUCUCGGCUGACGUCGCUGUCGUUCAUGAUGGCGAGCAACUUGUUCUUAGGGACACCUCUACUACUUUCUCUCGUCUUGACUUGGACAACGCCAGUACUCGCUCACGAACAUCAUGGAGCAGACCUCACAGAAGAACAACUACAUGCCCCAGUCGAUGCCAUCCUCUGGAUACACAUCGCCCUCCAAGCUAUCGUCUGGGGUAUCAUAUUCCCCAUAGGCAUGGUACUCGGACUCACACGAAGUAAAUGGCAUGUUCCCGUACAAAGCCUUGCAUUUGCCCUAACUUUCGGCGGCAUAGUGCUUGGCCAUGCCCAUGGCGGUCGACAGUUCCCUUCUUCUAUUCACUCACAUCUUGGCUCAUGGAUCUUGGUCCCUGUUCUCGCCCAGCUGGGUCUUGGAAUCUAUCUAAAGCUUCAUAUCCAUGAACGUACCGUACGGCCGUACGCUGUGCGCGCUCAUGGUAUCCUGGGACGUGUAUGGCCUGUUCUUGGUUGGGUUCAGGGCUUGUUUGGCGUCAUCACGUUGAGGGGGUUCUGUGGGGAGGUGGGAGCCGGCCAAUGUGCCGCGCACUAUAUUAUGGGAAGUGGAUUCAUUGGCUAUGGUGUCAUCAUGGCACUCUUACUUGUUGUCGGUGACAACUGGGUGCGCCGCAGCGGCCGCAGUCCGGAAUGGUGGGAUUCAUGGGUGAUCAUGCUUUGGGGCAUGGUCAAUACGUUUACUGAGCAUCACGGUGGCGAAUGGAGUGUGAAAGAUAUGCAGCAUACGGUUCUUGGUGUGCUCUGGUGGGCAGGAGGUGGUCUUGGCAUCUUCUUGUCUCGGAAUAAUCAGCGAAAUGUAGUACCUGGCGUGAUCAUAAUAUUAACAGGAUGGGCUAUGUCAGACCACGCUCAGGCUCUGAUGUUGUCCACGAAGGUUCACUCCAUGUUCGGAUACUCGCUGAUGCUCGCUGGUUUAGCGCGUAUCAUCGAGGUUUGUUUUAUACCGCUACCGCCUUCACCACGAUCGGAGGCACCUCCACUGGAUGAUAACGAUUCAGAACACACAUUGGCACCUCCUGUGCCAAAUGAUACCCGUGUUGCCAGGAAAACAAAUGCUGCGCGGACAUUCAGGCACUUGUCACCGUUUUUGCUAGUUGCUUCUGGGUUGCUGUUCAUGUCCGCCACCGAUGAGGAGCUCGAAGCUGUCCACGAAGCAGGAAUGGAUCACGUCACAUAUGUGCUGUUUAUGUACAGCAUUGCAUUCCUGUUCUACCUCCUUACUGUGUUCUUGCUGCACCUUUACUCCACGUCUGGGCGGAAUGCGUCGUCUGCGCAGCAGCCUAGUGUUAUUUUUUCGGCUGGGGAUAUUGAGCUGUCGGGCCCGAGCGAUGCGAGUAAGUGGUAUGCGCCAUUACCAAGGGAGGCAGGGAGGUCGGCGGCAGUGCAUGUACUUGGAGAAGACGAGGAUGAUUGAUGUACGUACAUAGAUUUCUGAUACUAGUACUGUCUACAUAGUAUCUAUUUCCUGUGUACCCGAUAAGCUUAAGGCUGCAAGGUGGAAAACAUCGAUCAGCGCAGGAUGUCCCAGCCGACGACCGUGGGUUGCUAGCUGUACAUGGCUUCUCUAAUUCAAA